GCACCUGUGAUUGGGACGCGAUUGGGUUCUUCCACAACUCUACAUGGCAACGAGCUGCUCGCUACGUACAUGGUGUUAUAGUUGACUUCAUGCACGGCGGAGCAACUGGAUGGGUGGACUGGAACCUACUACUCAACGAGAAAGCAUCACAUGCCAAUCGUGGAGGCCCCAACCACGCUGAUAACUAUUGCUAUGCACACAUCCAUAUAGACAACGCAAGUCAGCUAGUGAUUCAACCUUCUUAUUAUGCCUUUGGGCACAUCACUAAAUUCGUCGCCCCCGGUGCCAGGAUGGUCACUUCUGUGAAUGUUACCAAUUCCACAUCGAGUCCGAUCUUUACUAUUAACACACUAGAAGCAAUGGCUUUCGUAAAUGAGGCCAAAACUGAGUUGGAGAUUAUCGUACUCAGUAGUCAGGAAAAGGACAUUUCGGAUUUGAUCAUUGAGGUGCAGUUGCUAGGCGGGAAGUACCAGACCGUCCACGUUGGUGAAGUACCUGGCUUCAGCGUCACCACCGUUAUACUCCCUGGCAAUUUUUGAGCUUGACAAUCACGACUCUCGUUUAUGAAGCUUUUGCACUUCGAUUUCAUCGCCGUCCUAUCACUGUGACGUGGGUUUCGUUCAAUUUCCACUCGGGUGAUUGCGAAUUUCCACUCAGGUGAUUGCGAUUUUCUACG
Molecule: messenger RNA, 676 nt
Organism: Perkinsus marinus ATCC 50983
Lineage: Eukaryota; Perkinsozoa; Perkinsida; Perkinsidae
Product: glucosylceramidase, putative
Exons: 4
Biological process (GO): glucosylceramide catabolic process
Molecular function (GO): glucosylceramidase activity
Source: RefSeq, a predicted model, not a curated record